AUGGCGCCCCGCGGUCGAAGCGCAACGGCAGGCGACGAUGCCUAUACCGACCGAAGUUACGAUUCGAGCCCGGAUCCGCUGGCCCUCUCCUUUGACGGCAACAUGCCAUCAUCACGACGAAAACCCUUGCCAAGAGACUCGAUGGCAGGAAGCUCGCCGAGCAAGCAGAACCGCAGGCUGGAAGCGUCCGAGAUGAUGUUCUCGUCGCCUACCAAGUCGAUGAUCAUGAGCACACCACGAGCGGGCGGCGCGAGCCCCUGGCGCAUCAAGGUCACCGUCCAGGCCGAACCCGGAAGCGACGAAGUGAACGCCGAGUCACCAUCCGUGAAGCGAGUAACGAGAACCAAGACAACGACCGUACCGCUGAAGGACCACGAUGCGUCGUCUCCCGUCAAACGCCCUCGCGGCCGGCCCAGGAAGUCUGACGUAGGCGCCACCCCGAAGCCGAAGCGAAAGGGAACGCCAGUCAAGAGAGCCGCACAAUUCACGUCUCCAGGUACAAAUAUAAAGGCUGGAGAGUCGAGCGCAGCCGACGUGGACACCGAUGUACCACCCAAGAAGCGGAGAGGUCGACCGAGGAAGAACGUGCAACUACCGCCUGAGACAUCAGAGACACGGGAAGGCUCUGCGGAAGAUGUCACGCCUGGAUACCUUCCGAGCUCAAAAUCCGGGACCUCAAAGAAGAGCGCGCGCUUCGCAGAUCUCCCCGGCCCCACCACCGAGACCAUGAGCGAUGCGCUGAUGGAAGCCGAGGAAUUACCCAACUUAAGCUCACCCAUACAGAGGACCAUGAGACAGGACCUGCGCUCGCGAAAGGGCACUCCACAUGCGAACAAGGUGGUACUCAUGGAGUCGGAUGAGCACGAAGAGGAGGGAAGCGAUGUUCUUACGCCGACAAGUGGAGAAGAAGACGGAAAUCCUGUGCAAACCAGUGAAGAUGUCAAUGUCGAUGUCGACAUCUCUGAAGAUGGUCAUGCAAGCCUACCAACACCUAGCGAAAGCUCCGCACAUUCUAGUGACGCAGGAGAUGACCAAGGUCAAGCCUUCGAAGAUAUGGAACUCGAAGACCGAAAUACCGCAAGAUUCGCUUUUGACGAGGGUACGACGAGGAUGGUUGACGAUACAACCAUCCAAAACGAGAGUUUCACCAUGAUCUCACUGGACACACUGCUUAGCAAUGGAGCGCGUAGCCCGCCCAAACCGGACGAGACGCAGAACACCACGGCACCGACCGUCAGGUCAUCACUUAGAAACGAAUACAUGAGACCUUCUAUGGUCACGACGCAUGAUGCUGAACCAUCAAAUUCCGGAGUGCUGGCACCACCUCCGCCUCAAACUUCCACAGCGCCCACCGACCCAGUACGACCAGAACAAUCGCGCUUUGUGACGCCUGUCGUAGAUGCCGACCUUCCAUCAGCUCCCCCCGCUCUUGAGUCCGUUCGCUCGAAAUCGCAAACACCAACGCUCGGCCGUGCGGUUACUGCUGGGGUAGCUUUGCAAGGCUUGUUGGAUCCCAACCGUCUUAGUCUUACGCCAGAACCUUCUCAACAAGCACUUAACCAGAAGCGCGGUUCGUUAGAUGACCUAUUCCGAGGCUUUAGCGAAGGAACCCGAAAGGAGCUUCAAGCAGGUCUGCGUCUCGGUGAACAGCUUGCUGAGGGUCAGAUGAAUGAAGAGAGUGCGCCUGCCCCUUCGAGCCCUACUAGAGGCCUUUCUACAACAGCUCCUAAACAAGGUGUGUUCCGAACGCAACGAAAAUAUCGUCAGUCACGUCUUCUUACACCCGAAGACCAGGAUCAUGUUACCGCACCAGAGGAGCCAACACCAACAGAGCCAAUACCAGCAGAACCCACGGCCACGGCGAGUGAGGUGCAAUAUCCAGUUUUGAAUGUUGAAGAAGAGGAGGAAGAGGAAGAGGAAGAAGUACCGUUGAGCCCUGCAAGGAGCGAGGGUGAGAUGAGUUGGCGAGUCGACACACCUCCCGCGAAACGUACUAGCUUGACACCGAAAGACAACGAGAUUGAGGAAGCCCAACCGGACCAGGCCGCAGAACAAACAAACAAACCUGCGCAAUGGGACGACUACGCCGACAUCUGGCAAGAGGAAGCUAGUCGCUCGUUGGUUUCAGUCGAGUCAGAGGAAGUGCCUGCAGAGAAGGAAGAGUCUUUGCAUGAUAUCUUCACAGAGGACAUCCCCACCAAGCCGGCUCGUGGUCAACUCCUAAGGGAGUGGCGUCGCAAGAGGGCGAAUGAAAUGCGUCACGGCGAUGGGGUAGAGUCACAAAAAGAGCCCAGCCCUGCACAGGCGGAACCUGAAGUCGCAGACCAGCCAGAAGACGAUGAGGAAGAGCAAGGCAGUGAUGUCGUAACACCACUUUCUGAAGACAAACCGAUGCAGGAUGGAGACGAGUCGAGUCCGGCAAGCGAGGCCAGUGACGACACUGGUACGUUCUUCCAGUCGAACAUGCCGAACAUCUUCAAUCAAAAGCGACCAUCACGGUUUGAACAGCGAAGGCAAAGACGACAAGAAAAGGAGAAAGUGAGUUUGGAGGAGCUCCUAGACCAAGGUGAAAGCUACGUUCCGGAGUCUUCGCCGCCAAUGGCAACAAAGAAGCCGUCUCCGCCAAAAAAGACAAACCCGUUCAUUGACACGCCCCCUCGCUUUCCAGCUCUUAUGAGCUCACCAAAGAAGAGCAGUCCUUUGAGGAGAGAGCUUCAAAGUGCUGAUAUCUCAACAAGCUCGGUCCAGUUUGAAGAGUCGACACUACCACUUGUGCAAAGCUCACCAUUUCAUACCAUUGUUGAUGGUGAUAGCAAGAUCUCUGCAGCGUCCGAUCAACGACAGUUCCGCGUGGAGAUGGAGGGUAACACAGCUUCUACCAUAGUUCGCGUGCGCGACGAGGCGAAUGAGUACCUUGACGCGUAUGAGCCGCAAGAGCGGAGCCUGAACGAGAUCACUGAGGUUACUGAGGAGCCAAGCAGGCUUCCAUCAAGUCCACCGAAGAUGCAGCAACGAUUUCAGCAGAGCUUAUUAUCAGCACGCAAGCCUUCGCCACUUUCCAAGGUCUCGCAGCGUUCAGACGAGUCCUCCGCGCCACCAUCGGCGCGUUAUAGCGGACCUCAAGUUGUCGACGACUCAAUAGAAAGUUCCUCCAGCGUACAGUCGCAAGUUAGCCUUGAAGCGAACGUUCGGGAACAACCAAGUAUUCUGGACCGCGUCAAGUCGACCAUCAUACGGCCACCUCCGCCCGCACCACACCCAAUCAUCUCACGCCUAACACCACUUCCAAAGAUCGAACCCUGGACCAGGACGCAUUACAAGGCGCUCGACAAACUCUACACAACGCAUCUUAAACACCCUGCCCUCUUCUGUCCAUCAAUCGUUCCUCCGACACCACUUUCAAACACCAACGGUUACCUCCUCCGACAAUUCAUCUCUAACAAUGGAAACCUACCUUACGUGGGCGCUACCUUCCACGCAUGGGGUUACAGCAUGGUUAUGACCGAGGAACUGGUCGUUAUGUGCAGCGUUUUCAUGCAACUUCUGAGUCUUGAGGACGAAGAGGAGUAUUACGAAGUUACUGGAAAGAGGCUACAGAUGGGCGAUUGUGCGCCUGGUAACCUGGGUGACUUGAUCACUGGCCAGGAGGUGUUGAGGCGGCUUGCUACUGUCGUUAUGGGCGAGAGUGUGCGAAGAGACGAAAGGGAAGGGAGGGAGAUUGAUCGUAGUGGGGGAUUGGAGGUCGAGUGGCCGCAGAGGGGUCGGUGA
Alternaria atra is the source of this 3768-nucleotide messenger RNA. RefSeq lists its product as uncharacterized. Gene Ontology annotation, molecular function: DNA binding. The transcript has a single exon. The record is from RefSeq and is a predicted model, not a curated record. NCBI's taxonomy places the organism in Eukaryota, Fungi, Ascomycota, Dothideomycetes, Pleosporales, Pleosporaceae. Bases 1 to 3768 code for a protein of 1255 amino acids.